Messenger RNA from Phodopus roborovskii (desert hamster), 3064 nucleotides. It is a transcript of the gene Rab33b, whose product is annotated as RAB33B, member RAS oncogene family. Gene Ontology annotation, molecular function: GTP binding; GTPase activity. Gene Ontology annotation, biological process: Rab protein signal transduction. The record is from RefSeq and is a predicted model, not a curated record. NCBI's taxonomy places the organism in Eukaryota, Metazoa, Chordata, Mammalia, Rodentia, Cricetidae. The transcript has 3 exons. Gene Ontology annotation, cellular component: endosome; Golgi apparatus. Bases 208 to 897 code for a protein of 229 amino acids.
CGGGCCGCACCUCCUUCCUCUCCGCCGUCUCUCUCCCCGCCCCUGAGGAGCUGCGCCGCUUCCUUCUGAGCCGGGGAAUGUUGGACGUGGCGGGGCCGGUCCAAGUCCGGAGUGCCUCACACACAAGUUCCCCCGGGCGGACCUUCCGUGCUGCACUCCAGCCAGGGAGCGCCGACCCGUCUUUCCAGCUCAGAGAGAGUAGGGAGGAUGGCUUCGGAGAUGGAGUCGUCGCUGGAGGUCAGCUUCUCGUCCAGCUGUGCGGUGUCAGGGGCGUCCGGGUGUCUGCCUCCCGCCCGCUCCCGCAUCUUCAAGAUCAUCGUGAUCGGCGACUCGAACGUGGGCAAGACAUGCCUGACUUACCGCUUCUGCGCCGGCCGCUUCCCCGACCGCACCGAGGCCACGAUCGGGGUGGACUUCCGAGAGCGAGCGGUGGAGAUCGAUGGUGAGCGCAUCAAGAUCCAGUUGUGGGACACUGCAGGACAAGAGAGGUUCAGGAAGAGCAUGGUUCAGCACUACUAUAGGAACGUGCACGCUGUCGUCUUUGUGUACGACAUGACCAACAUGGCCAGCUUCCACAGCCUGCCAUCUUGGAUAGAGGAAUGCAAACAACACUUGCUGGCAAAUGACAUACCUCGCAUUCUGGUUGGAAAUAAAUGUGACUUGAGAAGCGCCAUUCAGGUGCCCACAGACUUGGCACAAAAGUUUGCUGACACGCACAGUAUGCCUUUGUUUGAGACCUCUGCUAAAAAUCCCAAUGAUAAUGACCACGUAGAAGCUAUAUUUAUGACAUUGGCUCAUAAGCUGAAGAGCCACAAGCCACUGAUGCUCAGCCAACCGCCUGAUAACAGAAUUAGCCUGAAACCUGAAACAAAGCCUGCAGUGACAUGCUGGUGCUAAGUCACAGGUAUGGCCGUUACAGGUCUGACUAAAUCUGAAGGGACACCGCUAGUAAGUGUAAUUAAGUUUAUAAGAUUAAUCUUAAACAUAAUGGAUCAUCCCACUGUUACUGUUGUUGCGCUGCCUUUUGUAUGUUGCAUUCUCUUAAUAAGUUUGUCACUGUGACGACACAAAGAAAAGGCCAGUUUACAGUUGGGAUGGAAAAUGAAGCAAAGAUAGGAUGACCCAGGCCAUCUUUCCAGUGCCAACCGGUUGAAGGCGGCCUCCAGUGAGCAUGAAGGGACUUGAAGGCUCAGUCUUGGUUCCACUCCAUGUCCCUGCGCUGUGAAAGAAAUACGUGUAGGGUACACUUACUGAGCAGAGCUAAAGGCAAAUGGCGAGUUAAUAUGGUGCUUUUCAUUUACAGUGGCAUCUAAGCACUAAAAAAACUAAUCAAAAGAACCCAAACACUUGGAGUUUAUUUUAUCCAUGACUUUUAAUUGAAAUGUCAGAGGUGGUUCCUGGUGUCCCUUGUCCUCUGCUUCUAAUAAGUUGGGAGACUCAGGACUGAUUCUCUCAGCAUCCAUUUGGCUGAGAGCUCUGAGGGCGUGCCUCAAGUCACUGAGUCUACAUGUGCUCCUGUAGUAGUAAAAUUAUUUUAUCUGUUCCUCACUGGUGAAAGAAAUAGUUAAAAAAAAAUUUUUUUUUACCCUAAAUACUUUUAGUUUGAAUUUAAGACUUUGCACAAAGAAAGUAACACGUUUGCAGUAUGAAGCUGUUUGCAGAAUGGAGUAUAAAUUGUGUUUGGCCUAAGUUUGCACAUCCUCAUUCUGACAGCUUUCAACCCUGGGCAAUUUUAGAGGAAAUUAAGCCAAAAUAGAUUUUACUUAAAUAUUUUCAGAAUGUGGGAAACAAAGACACUCAGACUUAGUUUCAGAUUUUUUUUUCUUUUCUUUUUGUUUUUGUUUUUGUUUUUUUUUUUUUUUUUGAGAGGGUUUCUCUGUAUUGUUUUCGAGUGUGUCCUGGCACUCACUCUGUAGACCAGCUGGCCUCGAACUCACAGAGAUCCACCUGCCUCUGCCUCCCGAGUGCUGGGAUUAAAAGCGUGCACUACCAAUGCCUGGCUUAGUUUCAGAUUUUUGUUUCAUUAUUCUAAAGGUCCCAAUUGGAAACUUCAGUUACAAAAGUAAGUUUAUUUUACUUAACUAAGUGAAAGUAAAAUACUUUAAAAAAAAAUGUUUAUACAUUUUUAAAUAUUAGGGCCCAGGUUGGUUUUAUUUGCACUUAGAGAGAUUUUUCUUUUUCAUUUUUUAAAUAUGGGGUCUUACUUUGCAGGCCUGACCGGCCUGGGACCAGAGUAGCCUCAGACCACUUGCCUCAUCCUCCAACUGCUGCGGAUUAAAGGCUUGUGACACCAGAACUAGCCUAUUACAUUUUUCUUAAUCAUGCUAGAAUUAAAGAUUAAAAAUUUUCUUACCUAAAUUAAUGCUGACUUGCGAACUCUUUUUCUAGUGAAACAUGGCUGUAGUAGCAGGUGGCUCCAGAUGUUUUUACAGAAGGGAGGCUGUUCACUCUCUCUCACACUCUGUACAGCGAAGGAAAGAAUAGGUAGGGUUUCCCAGCACAUCUGUGGUUUCCUUCUGUACUGCCCUCACAUUUUAUUUUUAAAGUGACAGACUGUUUCCUUUUUCAAGGAGUUAAUAAGCAUUCUUUUCAAUUCUGUGAAAAGCAUCAUUUCUUCCCUUUAGUAUUUAUUAAUUAAAACAUUUGUAUCUCAUUUGUAACAAUCUACUACUUUAGUAGUUUCUUCUUUUAAAAAGAUACUUAUCAAGAGAGGGCCUUUGGAUGUAUUUUAAAGUGUUUGUGAAGCACUUGAUGGACUGUUGACAUCGCUUCCAAAAUGAUGGUGAGCUGACAUGUAGUUAUUAAUUUUUUUAAGCACAAAUCACACAUUUUGUAUCUCUGUGAAUUUAUUUUAACUGACAUUUAAUUGGAAGUAUUGGAUGUUUUAGAAGAAUCUUACUUUGAGAACCCAAAGCAAACUACUUUAGAACCUGUUGUGGUUGACCACAGACUGCUUGGUUGUAUUGCUCUUUCAUGUUUCUUCAAUGAGUAGUUUUGCUAUACGAAAGUGUCACUCUUACGUUUCUCCUAUGAAGUACAAUAAACCAUCUUUGCCAUGAAGAAA